AUGUGUCGAGCAUUUGAUCGUACAAUACACAGUGAUUGCUUUCAAUGUUCGACGUGCGGUAGCUCGCUCAAGAACCAAGGACACCAUUUUAUCAACGACAAAUUUUAUUGCGACAUCCAUGGCCGUCAGCUUAGAGGAGGCAAUAACGUCGCAAGGCGUGAUGAGACCCAUUGGUCUACCGCACGGAGGCCUAAAAUGAUUCCAACUUCUGACAAAGACACUUUGCUAACUCCAUAUCAGCCGGAUGUUUCGACUCGGCAGUCGAUUUCAAUCAGUCCAACACCAUGGAAGACACAAAGUCCCAUCAGUCCAAGCAAUCGAGGUGUGCCACCAGCAGCUACUCAAUAUGGUCAUGAAUUGAAUGAACUGAGGAAGGAAAUUUACAGUUCAUCAAUGAGUUCAGUCAAUAGGAAUCCGUAUAUUAAACCAACAAAUCUUCGUGAACCGCAAAAUGACGAACUGACGAAAGGUCGAGGUACACUUCAUACUCAAAGUAACUGCGUAUCACGCUGCGAAGAUUGCAAACAAGAAAUAAGGGGCGCAUACGUCUUAGCUAAUGGAUUAGCAUAUUGUCCAGAUCAUUUUAUAUGCUCCAACAGAGCAUGUGGUCGCAAAUUGUUGGAUAUUGGCUUUGUAGAAGAAAACGGACAUAAAUAUUGCGAGCGUUGCUUCGAAACUGAAAUUGCUCCACGCUGUGCCAAAUGCAAUCAGCCGAUAACUGCUGAUUGUCUAAAUGCGCUUCAGAAACAGUGGCAUCCACACUGCUUUGUUUGCACACAUUGUCAUAAUCCAUUUGGAAAUUCUGCAUUUUUCCUGGAGCAAGGACAACCAUAUUGUGAAACAGAUUGGAAUACACUAUUCACAACCAAAUGUGUGUCAUGCCAUUACCCGAUAGAAGCUGGCGACAGAUGGGUGGAGGCACUGGGCGCUGCAUUCCAUUCAAAUUGCUUUAACUGCACGGUUCUAAUCAGAUAUUUGUCGUUUAAACCUGUAUUUCUUCACUAUCCAGUUAAAAUGACCGAUAUAAAUGAGCAUGAUCGCCCGCAGCAAACCAGCGAAAAGCACCUGAAUAAAGAUGAAAAAGGAUGA
Messenger RNA from Loa loa (African eye worm), 1089 nucleotides. RefSeq lists its product as hypothetical. The record is from RefSeq and is a predicted model, not a curated record. Gene Ontology annotation, molecular function: actin binding; muscle alpha-actinin binding. Gene Ontology annotation, biological process: muscle structure development; heart development; actin cytoskeleton organization. The transcript has 8 exons. Bases 1 to 1089 code for a protein of 362 amino acids. NCBI's taxonomy places the organism in Eukaryota, Metazoa, Nematoda, Chromadorea, Rhabditida, Onchocercidae. Gene Ontology annotation, cellular component: Z disc; stress fiber; adherens junction.